This is a messenger RNA of Falco peregrinus (peregrine falcon), 5346 nucleotides long. It is a transcript of the gene JMJD6, whose product is annotated as jumonji domain containing 6, arginine demethylase and lysine hydroxylase. The coding region runs from base 128 to 1411 and encodes 427 amino acids. Gene Ontology annotation, cellular component: nucleus; cytoplasm. Gene Ontology annotation, molecular function: P-TEFb complex binding; histone H4R3 demethylase activity. The record is from RefSeq and is a predicted model, not a curated record. Lineage: Eukaryota; Metazoa; Chordata; Aves; Falconiformes; Falconidae. The transcript has 7 exons. Gene Ontology annotation, biological process: phagocytosis.
CGGCGGGGGCGGAGCCGCGGCGACAGCGGCGGCAAGGGGGUGAAAUUUCUCGAAGGUGCGGCGGGUGCGCCGGGGCCGGGCCGGGCGCGGGGCGAGGUCUGGGGAGCGCCGGGGGCAGCGGUGGCGGAUGGUGACGGUCCCCAACGCUGCCGCCGACACCGCCGCCAUGAAUCAUAAGAGCAAGAAGCGGAUCCGUGAGGCGAAGCGCAGCGCCCGGCCCGAGCUGAAGGACUCGCUGGAUUGGACCCGCCACAACUACUGCGAGACCUUCCCCCUCAGCCCUGCCGCCUGCAAGGAUAACGUGGAGAGGGCAGAUGCACUCCAGUUAACAGUGGAUGAAUUUGUUGAGCGUUAUGAAAAACCUUACAAGCCUGUAGUCCUGCUGAAUGCUCAGGCUGGCUGGUCUGCCCAGGAGAAGUGGACUCUGGAACGGCUGAAGCGCAAGUAUAGGAACCAGAAGUUCAAAUGUGGGGAGGACAAUGACGGUUAUUCUGUGAAGAUGAAGAUGAAAUACUACAUAGAGUAUAUGGAAACCACACGUGAUGACAGCCCACUCUACAUCUUUGACAGCAGUUAUGGAGAGCAUCCCAAGCGCCGGAAACUCCUGGAGGACUACAAAGUACCCAAAUUCUUCACUGAUGAUCUCUUCCAGUAUGCAGGGGAGAAACGAAGGCCACCUUACAGAUGGUUUGUGAUGGGCCCACCUCGUUCUGGAACAGGAAUUCACAUCGAUCCCUUGGGAACUAGUGCGUGGAAUGCCUUAGUCCAGGGACAUAAGCGCUGGUGCCUGUUCCCUACCAGCACUCCCAGAGAGCUGAUCAAAGUGACGCGAGAAGAGGGAGGGAACCAGCAGGAUGAGGCUAUCACUUGGUUCAGUGUUAUCUACCCUAGGACACAGCUCCCCACCUGGCCCCCUGAAUUCAAACCCCUGGAAAUUUUACAGAAACCAGGCGAGACGGUCUUCGUGCCGGGUGGCUGGUGGCAUGUAGUUCUCAAUCUUGACACAACCAUUGCCAUCACACAAAACUUUGCCAGCUGUACCAACUUCCCUGUGGUGUGGCACAAGACAGUAAGAGGGAGACCCAAAUUGUCACGGAAGUGGUACAGGAUCCUAAAGCAGGAACAUCCUGACCUGGCAGCCUUGGCUGAUUCAGUUGACCUGCAAGAAUCUACUGGUAUUGCUUCCGAUAGUUCCAGUGAUUCUUCGAGUUCCUCAAGUUCCAGCUCCUCAGACUCUGAUUCAGAGUGUGACUCUGGCUCUGAGACGGAGGGGAUGAUGCACCGGAGGAAAAAAAGGAGAACAUGCAGCAUGAUGGGUAACGGUGAUACAACUUCCCAGGAUGACUGUGUGAGCAAAGAGCGAAGCUCCUCCAGGAUUAGGGAAUCCUGUGGAGGCCGCAGCUACCCCUGAGAGAUGACAUCACUCGCCUAGAGGCAGCUGCCGAUCGAAGCUCCAUUAGCAGCCAGCCAGCUCUGUUCUGCCCCCUUCUGCUUCUGUUUCUCACAGUCCUUAACUUUUUGUCACUCUUCCUUGAUCCAGACCUCCAUCUUCAUUAUGUGCUGUCAAAGGUUGGCUCCUUAAUAACUUCUAGGGGAAUGCCCCGACUCUACAUUAUUGUGCAAUGCUUUGUCCCCUCUGCGCCCCAAGUGAGUGCACUAAUAACCCAGCUCUGGGUAAGGACAUGCCAAGUAUUUAAUGGUUCACAUAACUGGCAAGGAAGACGACGGUCAGUUUUUAAAGAACUCUUUUUAAAAACCAGCAGGUAAAUGUAAAAACCUGCCUUGCUUUGACACUGUCAUAUGUUUACAUGUUGUCCUGUACACUUGAGGAAAGGAACACCAGCCCUUUUGGCCUGUCUGAACGUCCAGCGGAUCUUGCACCAGAACUUCAGGAAGGGAAAGUGGUAUGAAUGCUCCAGACACUGAAGCAACUUCAGUGGAGGUGACCGCCGACCUGAAGCAUCUUUCAUGGUCUUAAUCUACAUGCAUACAUCUAAGGUGCAACACCUUAACCAGCAACAGUCCAUUUACUUUUGCUCUGUGUUUGUUAUGAUGACUGGUAACAAAGAUGCACUAGCACCUUGCGAUCGGAAACUUGAUGGGGCGGGAGAAUCCUGGGUUUCUUGCACAGCAAAAACUGUGGGGGGAAAAGCCAGCAUUUGCCAGUAAUUACGAUCCUUUAGGUGCAGGCAUGAUGUUUAGCACGAGGCAACAACUGACAAUGUCUGGCUCUGAUACAACAGUUGCUGGGCUUUAAAUACCAAGCAGUUACAGGGCUGUGGGCUCAUUCAGGCCAGUGUGGUUCACAUACCUAAAUGGCUUUUCUUCGAAGCUGUGAGUUCAGAUGUUUCCAGAACUUGCAGUGCCAAUUUUAAAGGACUGGGAGGGGGACAUAUUGUUGUUUUACGCUUUUUAAAAAUGCGCUGUGUUGCUUAAGUCUGUGUAGAUGCAUUUGUGUUAUGCUGGGUAAAGCUCUCAUCCCCAAGGGAUCUGUUGGAGCUGCUGGGUUUUUUUAGCAGGGGCUUGUGCUGGUAGUGUCAGCGAAAGAGGUCUGGCUGGCUGAAGGCGUGCUGCAAGGAAGUGAUCCUUCUCUAGCUGAACAGCACAGCCAGAAGCUAGCUGUGUUGGGGUGCUUCCUUGGGUGCUCUCCUGAGACCUAGGAGAUAGGUAUUCCAUCUCACUUCUUUCUUUGGGAGAGAAACCUUGAAAACAGAAGUGGUGUGUGUGCAGUCAACAUGCAAUAAUGCCCAGGCACAGGUAGCAGAAUUAAAAAGCAGAUUGCAGCCUUAACUGUGACUUUCUUAUACAUGUUGUGUUUGAUGGACCCCAGAACAUUUGUUUGUCUGGGUUUUCUGACCUUUAUUUUUUAACCUUGUCUCUUCCUAUUUAAACACUCUCUUCUUGGAGACCAGGCCAUAUCCUGUUGUACAAGGGAAUCCUAAAUAUGUUUGUCAGGAUUUCUGUUUCUGAAUCUUCUGUGCCAGUCACUUUGUGUAGGAGCAGCGUGGUGGUGGAAGAAUGGAGAGAGGGAAGGUUUUUUGGUACAUUAUUUAGCUGUCCAGACUCCUGGAUUCCCUGUGAUAGCCAGGCAUAAAUGAGCACGCUUGCUCUGUAGACUGCUAUAGAUUCUUCUGCAGGAUUACUUCUUUUUUCUAAAAAAAAAAAAAAAAACAACCCAAAAACAACUAACAAUAAAAAACUAAACAAAACAAAAACAACUUCUCAAACUCCUGGCAUUUCUGGCCAAGGUUGCCUUUUUUCCUGGCCAGUUGAACAGCCUGGGAGCCUGCACAAUCUGUAUGUCUUCUCAAACAGAGCAGGCUGCAGCUGCUGCCUUUUGGAAGAACAUGGGGGCUUGGAGAGGUGUGAAGGCUUAGAGGUCUCAGCUCUGUCAUGAUGAGAGGUUCCCUCAAAGAACUGUCCGCUACCCUCUUCGGUGGCUUGACAGCAUGCCAGUAAGAUGGCUUAUGCUGUAGCUUGCAGUUGCAUUUAGCGUGCGUGGUUCGGUUUUGCAGUCUUAAAAUCUUAGAUGUGUGUGAAAGCAUGAUUGCUGUACUGGGAAAGCUGCACCUCUACCACCAGAAGCACAGUGGGAAGAUCCAGAGCAGAGUAUUCUUCCGUGCCUAUGAGCUCUUCCAUGGUGUGAAAUAAAACACUUUCAGGUUGAAGCCUGCUUGUUUGACAUCCCUUGCAGAAAAGUGGUGUGUUUGAAAUGGACUGCAGGCAUCAUGAUACCAGCAAUGCUGUACUGACUUCUUCACAAGGCACUUUCUGAUCUAAAACAAAGGUGUAUUUGUUUAGCUACCUGGGAAUCGUGACUCCUGGGAUCUCUGGUUCUUCCACUUUUGGGCUCUUGCCUCAGCCGAAUUGGUGAGCUUCUGUCUUUGUUUUGGUAGAUGAGGAAAAUACCUACCUCAUAUAGGGGUGUUGUGAGGCUGAAAUGUAAUUACUGUGUGAGAUGCUUUGAAGUCAUCCUCCCACAAAAAGUGUUCCAGACAUCCUAAGCAAACUGAGACUUCCUAACCUGGUGUUAGCUUUUUGUAGCAGAAAACAUUGGGGAUGUUGUUCAGCACCCUUGGCCACAUGGUGGUCUGUGGUGGCCCUUCCAGAAUUGCUGUGUGGUACAUAAAUUGUAGCAAAACAAGGCAUUUUGUUUUCACCAGAGUUUAACUAUUGGCAUUUCAUGGUCUGCUCUAAACGGGGUGUCCUGCUAGAUCAGGAUGCUUAAGAACAGGACUAGAUUAAAUUAUCCCUUAUCAGGGGGUCAGCUUCACUGGCCUUGACAGAAGGGGGAGAGCUGGUGCUUCCCAGGCCCUCGUUCCAGGCUGGGGGAAUGAGGAAGUUAAAAACUGUGCCUGCCUUGUGCCUAGCUGCACGUUUGUGGGAGGCUGAAUGGGGGGGGGGAGUGGGUUUUGUGCUCUCACUUCUCAGGCUUGUGCUUCUUGGGGCAUCCGUGUCUCUUGUCCCAUCCCCACCGCUUUUGUGUACUGUAGAGCCCCUGGAUGUAGCAGGCCGCUGUGGUCCAGCACCCAGAGCCGGUGGGCCCCUCAUUUCCUUGAGCCCCAAAGCAGCAGCACUGCCUUGCCUCGGGCCCUGCAAACACUUUGUCAGCCUGCUGGUGUUUUGUGGGCUGCCCUUUUCCCCAGGGACAGGCUUAGAGCUGCGUGCUGGGCUUGGACCAUGAGCUUCCCGAUUGUACUGUGCAUAUCUGUGUCAAUUGUCCUGCCUGCUCUGGUGAAAGGUAGAGAGAUUUGUGAGCUCUGGCCAUGCUUUUGAGUCUAGUAACCAAUACAGGCUUGUCUGCUGUGACAGUUCAGGAGUAAACAAAUAAAUACGCCGUCAGAACUGUAGAUGUGAACAACAGUGCCAGUCUCUGCACCUGUUCUCUGCACAAGUGCUGGGGGAGCAGGUGAUGCCGAGGAAGCGCUGGCAUACCUUCCUCCCCUUUCCAGCUCGGCUAUGUUGGCUCCAGUUUGUCUUCUCAGUUACAUGAAGCUUCUCCAAAUGCUUAGGAGAAGGACAGCAACCUCUUUCAUAAUUAACCUAGACCCAUUUUCUCCCUGAAUCCCCAGCCAUUGUGGGGCAGGAAGCAAGAGUGUUGACUGAAUAUGAAAUGCCUGUGUGGGCUAAUUGUAAUGGGAGGGUUUUGGCAUCCCCCCUUGCAAAGGGGGGAAGGAAAGAGCUUAACUGAUGGAUUUGACAGUCACACUGUCGGCUCCAAGCCCUGCCACUGCCGUUAGCUGCUUUUAUCACCCCAUCCAGCAGAGCUGGGAUACUCCUAAUUGUCUUGUUCAGAUGAUUGUGGUUUUGCUUUUUAUUUUAAAUAAAAUCAAUUAUUUUGCAUUA